UAUAUAGAGUAACCCCAUAUUCCCUUCACUAUAUACAGAGACUCGCUGCAAAGGCAGCCGGAAAUCAAGUGUGAGAGAUCAGAGCCUAAUGAGCAUCGUGGUGACCAAAUCCUCGUCGGUGGCGGUCACCAGCCCACCGGAGCUGGGGACGCUAACCGGUAGCAUCAUCAACCUCUCCUCCUUUGACAAGUGUUUCGCUCCUGUUCCCGUGCAUCUGCUCCUCGUCUUCGACCAACCGAUUAACGACCCCGUCCAGACCGUCAAGAAGGCCGUGUCAAUGGCACUGGUGCACUACCACCCUAUGGCCGGCCGCCUCGUGGCAGGAGCCGACGACCGGGAGCUGAUCCACAUCGCGUGCACGGGCGAGGGCGUCUCGUUUGUGGGCGCGUCGGCUAGCUGCACCCUGGACCAGGUCAGUACGUCGCCGCUGCUCGUCAGGGAUCUCACCCUUCGCUACCCUGCCGACUACUGCCGCCCUGGCGAGCCGUUGCUGCUCAUGCAGGUGACCGAGUUCGCCUGCGGCGGCUUCACGGUCGGCGUGACCUGGAACCACGUCGUGGCCGACGGCGCGGGGAUGGCACAGUUCCUGCAGGCCGUCGGCGAGCUCGCCCGCGGGAUGCCAGCCCCGUCCGUCGUUCCGGUCAGGUCCGUAGUCGACGGCUCGCUCCCGUCUCUCCCGUCGGAGGUCGUCGCCGCGAUGAGGUCUCAGAUGAGCGUCGGAAUGGAGGAGAUGGCUAUCCUGGAGGUCACCGUCCCAUGGAGCUUGAUCAGCCGCGUCAAACGCGAGUGCCGCGGCGAGUGCACGACGUUCGACGCCGUCGCCGCGCUGUUCUGGCAGUGCCGCACCCGCGCGAUUGCCACCUCCGACCCGGACACGCCGGCGCCCCUCUUCUUCCCUAGCAGCAUGCGCUGGCUCAUAGGAGGCGCCGCCAAGCACGGCUACUACGGCAACUGCGUCAUGCGGCAGCCGGUCCAAGCGAAGAGCGGGACGGUGGCGAGCGGCGACGUCAAGGACCUUGUGAAGCUCAUCAGGCUUGCCAAGCGGAAGAAUAUACCGGGCAUGCUCACGAUCACGAACGGCGGCGGCGGUGGGACUGAGACGCCCCCUCCAAGGUGCAAGUACAACACGUUGGUUGUGACGAGCUUGAGGAACCUUGGGUUGGACGCGGUGGACCUCGGGCGUGGGAGUCCGGCGCGGGUGAUGCCGCCGCUGUGCAAGGCGGAGCGGACGGCAUCAAAUUUCUGCGUCUUGUGCCCGCCGUGCAAGGGGAAGGACGGCGUCAACGUGGUGUCCAUCUGUGUCAAGCCGGAGCACGCCGAUGCCUUCGCUAAGGAGUUGGCGGCCUUGGGUAUAUGCUAGCUAGCUAGCUACUGGU
Messenger RNA from Hordeum vulgare subsp. vulgare (domesticated barley), 1376 nucleotides. RefSeq names its product acyl transferase 15-like. The transcript has a single exon. NCBI's taxonomy places the organism in Eukaryota, Viridiplantae, Streptophyta, Magnoliopsida, Poales, Poaceae. Bases 89 to 1360 code for a protein of 423 amino acids. The record is from RefSeq and is a predicted model, not a curated record.